AUGAGGGAACGUUGACAUAGUUUUGUAGUGAAUCGCUGUGGUAUAGAAAUGAAUUAACAAAAUGUUCCCCUGUACAAAAGUAAAUGAAAUCUAAGUUCUAAUUAUUCGCUAACUAUAAUGAGUCAGUUUAUUACUGUACAAGUUGGACAAUGCGGUAAUCAAAUUGGUGCAGCGUUUUGGCCUUUGGCUUUGCACGAAUAUGGAAUUCAAACAUCCUGCGGUGGCGUGAAUUUACUGAAAACUCAGAGAGAUCACAUUAAAAACUUUAAAGAUGUAUUGGAUGCUUUUGAUAGCUUUUUCUAUGUACCGAAUGGUAGAAACAACGUAUCAUUUAACACCAUCGGAGAUUUGAAUGAAGCAAAAGUAAAAGCAAGGGCCAUCUUAGUCGACAUGGAAGAUAGCGUUAUAUCCAGAUUCAAGCAAGGACCUAUGCGUGGACUAUUUGACCAAACAUGCUUUGUUGCAAAUUAUCCAGGCUCUGGAAAUAAUUGGGCCAUUGGUCAUUACACUCACGGAAGAGAAUAUCGAAAUCAUUUACGUAACGCAAUAAGGUUAUCUGCUGAGAAAUGUGACCAACUUCAUGGUUUCAUAAUUGUACAUUCUUUGGGCGGAGGAACUGGAUCCGGCUUAGGCACGGCAACGUUAAAGUUGCUAAAUGAUGAUUAUCCUCUUGUAGACAGAUUUGUCUCAUGUGUUUAUCCUGCUGGAUCAUCGGACGUUGUUACUGCUCCUUAUAAUGUUUUACUAAGCACACACGAGUUAGUGGAACAUGCUACAUGUGUGUUCCCAGCAGAGAACAAAGCUCUUAUGGAAAUUUGCAGUGCUCAAAUGGAGAAGAAAGAAAAUGCUGAUCAAGCAAAAUAUAAUGCAAUUUGCAAACCAUAUCACGAUAUAAAUAGUGUUAUUGUUAAUAUGCUUCUCCAUUUAACCAGUGGUUCCAGAUUUUCUGGCAAUUUAAAUGUUGACAUGAAUGAAUUAGUAACGAACCUGGUUGCAUACCCACAAUUACACUAUAUUUUUAGUAGCGUUAGUCCUGUUACUCUUACUGCACCAACUAGAUCUAUGGUGCAAGGAAGCAAGAUGUUCGAUGAAUUGUUCACCAAUGCUUGGGCACGGAAUAAUCAGUUGAUUAAAGUGGAUCCGUUACGAAAAGGAUCUGUGAUACUCGGAGCUGCACACAUUGCAAGGGGUAACCCAUCUUUAACCGACAUAAGAAGAAACAUUUUGAGAUUUCAAAGCAAAGCCGACUUUACACCAUGGAGUAAAGACAUCAUGAAAGUAGGACUAUGUUCCGUUCCACCAUCAGGACAUACCGCUUCCCUCAUUUGCCUUCUAAACUCAUCCGCCAUGUCUUCAGUAUUUAAAAACAUUGUUCAUGAGUUUAACAGACUGUAUCAAAAAAAGGCUCACACUCAUCACUAUAUACAAAUCGAGGGUUUCGAAGAAGGGCACUUUGAAGAAAGUAGAGAGUGUAUUACCAGCCUGGCUCAACAAUAUACAGAGGUUCAAAAUCAAAAACCCAUGAACAUCUCUAGAUUACAGUUAAUUUAACCAAUUAUAUUUAUUAGUAACAAAAGAUUGUGUAACAGACAUUAUAAGAACCGAUAAAUCACUGACUUUUAAAUAUAAUAUGCAUUACUUACGAAA
This is a messenger RNA of Orussus abietinus, 1647 nucleotides long. Its product is annotated as tubulin epsilon chain. Lineage: Eukaryota; Metazoa; Arthropoda; Insecta; Hymenoptera; Orussidae. Gene Ontology annotation, cellular component: cytoplasm; microtubule. Gene Ontology annotation, molecular function: structural constituent of cytoskeleton; GTP binding. The transcript has 9 exons. The record is from RefSeq and is a predicted model, not a curated record. Gene Ontology annotation, biological process: mitotic cell cycle; microtubule cytoskeleton organization. Bases 118 to 1551 code for a protein of 477 amino acids.